GGAAACUUUCCUUUUGCUGUUUAAAGCUUGUUAGAAUUAAGAAACAAACAUAUGCGAUAGCGUUUGCUACAAUCUUAAAGUAAAUUAUGAAGCAAAUGAGUUUGUUUUCUUCUAUACUCUGUUUUGCCCUAAUAAGUAGCUUUGGCGUUGCUUCGGUUUCAGCACAGACAUGUAUGGAUAAUGAUGGGAAUUUCAGGCCCAACGGUACCUACGACACAAACCGACGUCGCAUCCUCUCUUCACUUCCUUCCAACGUCACGUCUCAAGAGAGCCGGCUCUUCUUCAACGGUUCGGUAGGACAAGAACCUAACCGUGUCUAUGCAGUAGGGAUGUGCAUCCCUGGAUCAACUUCAGAAGACUGUUCUGUUUGUAUCAAGACCUUAUCUGAUCGUUUGAUAAAGAAUUGUCCUAACCAAACAAACGCGUUUGAUUGGCCUGGUGACCCCACGCUCUGCUAUGUGCGCUACUCCAACACUUCUUUCUUAGGAUCUGUGAAUAUGUACAUGCCUGGAGUGUUCUACAACACAGGAGAUAUCACCUCAAAUCUAACAGAGUUCACAAGAAUAUGGGAAGACUUAGUUGGUGGUAUAAUAAAUGCAGCCUCCACAGCAAAACGCACACCAUCCUCUAGUAAUAACUAUUACAAAGCUGAUGUGGCACCCUUGGUAGCUUUCGAGAACAUAUACGCUGUGAUGCAAUGCACGCCAGAUCUUUCCUCUGGUGAUUGUGGUAACUGUCUGCGACAGAGCGCAAGGGACUACAAGUCAUGCUGCGGUCAGAAGCGAGGAGGUGUUGUUAUGCGGCCAAGCUGCUUUUUCAGGUGGGACUUGUAUGAAUACUCCAAGGCCUUUGAUAAUAUCACGGUGGCUUCUCCUCCUCCUCCUGUGGCUUCUCCUCCUCCUCUUUCUCCUCCUGUGACUUCUCCUCCUCCUGCAGAUGAUCAGGCCAGCACGACCGAUAACGAUAGCAAAGGAAUCUCAUAUGGAGUUGUUGCGGCGAUCACCGUUCCAACUGUCAUUGCCGUAUUUAUACUGCUUGUUCUAGGAGUUGUUCUUUGUCGGAGGAGAAAGUCAAUGCAAAGGACUGAAGUUGAAUCUGAUAGUGAUAUUACUGAAAGCAAAGGCUUAACAGAGGUGAAGAGAGGUGAAGAGGUACGGAUUGCAGCAGGGAUUGAUGGUGCUGCGUCGUUUUGCUCAGUUGUGCACUUGGGCCUCCACACUUGA
Molecule: messenger RNA, 1223 nt
Organism: Eruca vesicaria subsp. sativa (arugula)
Lineage: Eukaryota; Viridiplantae; Streptophyta; Magnoliopsida; Brassicales; Brassicaceae
Source: the annotation of a GenBank genome assembly